CAAAAUUAACCAUAUUCUACAGGAGACGAAACAAACCAAAACAGAGGGCUCCCACACACAGACUCGAAGGGUUCACCGGCUUAGCCAUGGACUCCACCCCUCUCCCUGAACCUGAACCUGAACCCGAAACCCAACCCAUCUUCCACCAACGCCUCUCCCCCAAAUCCCAUUCUUCUUCUUCUUCUUCUGCCUCCAAACUUCCAAUUAAACGCAAAACCCCCUUUUUACUCACUACCGCCCCAUCCAUCGUCGAUCCCGAUUCAACCUCCAUCACUACCGUCGAUUUCGACUCUAAACCUCCUCCUUUCAAAUUCCACCGGAUCUGGACCGAACCCGACGAGAUCCGAUUCCUUCAAGGCCUCCUCGAUUCCGUUUCCGAUGGCCUUUCUUUCCCUCGCGACUUGCCAAUUUUCUACCGCAAAUUCUCUAAAACGACGUCGCAUCCUUACUCGAAAUCCCAACUAUCUGAAAAACUACGUAGAUUGCGUAAGAAGUUUCGUGUAAUCUCUUCGCGUCUCGCUCGUGGCCUUAAUCCUUCUCUUUUGUCUCCUCACGACCGCUCCCUUUUUGACCUGUCGAAUAAGCUAUGGAGCCCUGAAUUCGCAUCUGUUUCACCUUUCAGUGCUAAUAAAACCAAUUCUAAUGAUUCCAAUUUGAUUGGAGUUAGGGUUAGUUUCUCUCCGGUUUUGCCUGUGGAUUUUGGGCCUUUGGAUUUGGAUGAUGGGUUUGAUGAUGGGAAUAUUAUCAAGACGAGUGAAGCUCGAGAAGGGAAGGAUUGUGGAGUGGAGAGGAGUACAGUGGCUAAAAGCGUUUUGAAUGUGUUUGAUGAAUGUCUAAAAGAGUUUCAGAUGGUUAUUGCUAGAGAAAGCUUGAGAUAUUCCGGUGAUUUUAAGGGUUUCGAAAGUAGAUUCAGAGAGCAAAGAGUUGCAGAAAUGGAUGUUCUGGCUCAGCGAUUAAGGUUGGUUCUCGAGAACUCUGUUAAUAGACAAUCAAAAUGAUAACUUUGUUAGUAGAAUUGAUUCAUCCGUUACUGCUUUUUUGUUUUCAUAUUUUAAACUUGUAUAUCCUCUUUAAUAUAUCAAUACAUAUAUACAUAUACCCAAUGGGCUAAAUUUUUUAAGUAAUUAGUUGUAAACAUAAUUAAAUUAAUGAGAUUGAACUAGUGUUCUGUCAUAAUUGCUCA
Molecule: messenger RNA, 1183 nt
Organism: Jatropha curcas
Lineage: Eukaryota; Viridiplantae; Streptophyta; Magnoliopsida; Malpighiales; Euphorbiaceae
Product: putative transcription factor At1g11510
Biological process (GO): regulation of DNA-templated transcription
Cellular component (GO): nucleus
Source: RefSeq, a predicted model, not a curated record